CCUAGACCGAGUAGUGCCGUCCUUUGUUACUUUCUCUCCAAAUUUUUCCCUUGCCCUUUUCUGUAAUAUGUCGGGAAGCACAUCUUCUUCCUCCUCUCCUUUGGAUCAAUCAUCUUCGAAUAACAGUAAAGAGUUGAGGACGGAGAAAUUAGAAGGAUUGACUGAGAAUAAGUGUAAUUAUUCGGUGAAAAGCGAGUCCGAUACCGAUGAUGAAUCCCUAAUAACUGACGAAGAGUAUAAACGCUACUCGGAUGCUGUGAAGGCCAGCGAUGGAUUUGAUGUUCCUCGUUUAACUGGAGGAGAUUUCUAUUAUGGUGGUGGAAUUGUUCCUCUUCGCAUGUGUGAUUAUUAUCGUACAACACUGGAGCCAUUUUGCGUUGCUGCUAUGAAUCAUUACAACCAAGACAAGAAAACAAAUUAUGAGUUUGUGAGACUGAUAAAGGCAAAUGAUCAAGUCUUAGGUUGUUUUAUAAAUUAUUAUUUAACCAUAGAGGGAAGGACGUCUGAAAACAGCACUAAGAUUUUUGAAGCAAUAGUUACGGAAUCUCUAGGUGAUCCGGAGGUCCAGUUUUGUAGGGAAAAGGCUCCUCCAACCGAGACGGGAAAUGCUGAAGGAAGCAGCGGGAAGUAGGACAGAUGAAAACGUUAUUUAAGUAGCUGCCUCAGUGGUCGAAUAUUCCUCAAGCAAUCAGUAAACUAAGUGGACAAUUUGUUUUUAAUUUAUUAAAAUUUUAAUUAUUUUUCCUAUCUUAAGUUUUA
Hibiscus syriacus is the source of this 759-nucleotide messenger RNA. RefSeq lists its product as uncharacterized. The transcript is spliced from 4 exons. NCBI's taxonomy places the organism in Eukaryota, Viridiplantae, Streptophyta, Magnoliopsida, Malvales, Malvaceae. The coding region runs from base 68 to 631 and encodes 187 amino acids. Gene Ontology annotation, molecular function: cysteine-type endopeptidase inhibitor activity. The record is from RefSeq and is a predicted model, not a curated record.